UAUAUCAACACAAGACAACAAAUGGCUGCCACCAAUGAUCACGGGUUGUUGACAUAUCUUGAAAAAUGUCGAGUCUCAGCCCCUCCAAAUACCGUGGGAGAAAAAACUUUGACACCUACUUUCAUGGAUUUGCUAAGCUUAUCCGUUCAUCCGAUUAACCGGGUUUACUUUUAUGAGUUUCCACAUUCUACAUCUCAUUUCAUUCAAACACUUAUUCCGAAACUCAAACACUCGUUGUCCCUUACUCUUCAACAUUUUUUUCCUUACGCAAGUAAAUUGGUCAUGUUUCCUAAUAAUGUCACCAAAAAGCCUGAAAUCCGUCAUGUUGAGGGUGAUUCCAUUGCGUUAACAUUUGCCGAGUCUAGUCUUGAUUUCGUUGAUCUUGUAGGAAAUCAUCCUCGAGAGUGUAACAAGUUUCACCUUCUUUUACCUCAAUUAGAAUGUCCAUGUAAUGAAUAUGAUCAAAAUGAUCAUGACUACUUGACAAAAUUUCCUAUUUUUGCUCUUCAAAUUACAAUUUUCCCAAACUUAGGCAUUUCAAUUGGUCUCACCACUCACCACAUCCUUUGUGAUGCAAAAAACGCACACGAUUUCUUAAUGGCUUGGACUUCGAUAACUAAAAAUGGUUCGGAUGAGGUAUACUUAGCCCAUGAAUCAUUACCAUUUUAUGAUAGAUCAUCAGUUAUCAAAUAUCCUACUACCUCUAUAGAUGAAAUUUACAUGGCUGGUCAACCAUGGAUCCAAGUUCUUGAAAAAAUAUAUCAACCCCGUUGUUCUGUUGUAACACAGAACGAUAGAGUUGUUGCCACGUUUCAUUUGACAAAAACACAAAUUGAUUUGCUUAAAAAGUGGGUCUUGGUUCAACUUCCAACAUUAGAAUAUGUAUCAUCCUUCAUAGUAGGUUGUGCCUAUGUAUGGAUUUGCAUGGCCAAAUCGCGUAAUUUUAUUGAUCUUAUUCUUGAAAAAAAGAACGACGACGACAAUAAGUUUGAAGACGUAGAAGAAGCCUUUUUUUGUUAUGCAAAUUUGAGGGGUCGUUUCGAUCCACCUGUUCCCGAAAGUUAUUUUGGCAAUUGUGUGGCGCCAUGUAUCACCACAGCUAAACGCGCCCUUCUUAUAGGAAACAAAGGAUUCCCAAAAGCCGUUGAAGUCCUAGUAAAAUGUAUAACAGAAACGGUCAAGAGUAACAAAGAUUUGUUUGAAGAUGCGGAGACAUGGAUGCAGAGGAUUACUUCCUUGCGUAAACCGGCUAUCAGCAUGGCAGGAUCUCCAAAGUUCAAUGUUUACGACAUUGAUUUCGGAUGGGGAAAGCCAAAAAAGCAUGAGGGUAUAAAAAUAAACAGCAAUGCGAGUGAUGUGAUCACAAUUGAUGCAAGCAGGGAAUCACCACAAGAUUUGGAGUUCGGUUUAUCCCUUUGUGCUAAGCAGAUGUCUGCUUUUAUCGGUAUAUUUGACCACGAAAUAUCGAGCAUCCUAUCUCAUCAUCACUAAUGAUGGAGUUAGUUAAUGAUUUAUAUAUGAUGAUUAUUGUUUGUGUAUUUGCUAUAUAUUGAUCUGUAUGCAUGUCAGCUAGCUCUCGAUCGAUCAUGAGUGGUUUAAUAAAGAAAAAUUGCAUUGUA
Molecule: messenger RNA, 1619 nt
Organism: Erigeron canadensis
Lineage: Eukaryota; Viridiplantae; Streptophyta; Magnoliopsida; Asterales; Asteraceae
Product: malonyl-coenzyme A:anthocyanin 3-O-glucoside-6''-O-malonyltransferase-like
Exons: 1
Coding region: 22-1491 (489 amino acids)
Source: RefSeq, a predicted model, not a curated record